Molecule: messenger RNA, 2456 nt
Organism: Frankliniella occidentalis (western flower thrips)
Lineage: Eukaryota; Metazoa; Arthropoda; Insecta; Thysanoptera; Thripidae
Biological process (GO): regulation of DNA-templated transcription
Molecular function (GO): protein binding
Source: RefSeq, a predicted model, not a curated record
UGCGCCCAGCAGACAGCUCUGCUGGUUGACGAGCUGACCACCAUGUCGAGCCGCGGAUCGGAGGAUAGUGAAAAUGACGGUAUUAAAGUGUUUUUCUCCGCGUCAGAGUGGGAAAAACUGAGUGGUGAUGAGAAAAAGUGUUACCGAGAUGAAAAGUGGAAGUAUGAUACGAUACGGCGCUGCGGCUGGACCACUAAACCCCCAGCCUUCAUGACCCGUAAGCCCGCUGCUCCAGAGAGACAGCAGCAACUUCAUAAUCAUCAGAAGGCCAAGACUUCAGGAGGACCAGCUCCAGGAGAGGGAGCAGCAGCGUUCCCAUCUGAAAGGUCUCGGUCACCUGUAUCGGACUCCGCCGAGCAACAAGCUCAUCCUUCACACCCAUCCCCCGACCAACCCGUCGAGGGCGCCUCCACCGGGCGUAGGAUCUCCGAACCCAGAACAUCCGAGCCCGAGGCCGCCGGGUUUAGCACCCCCGAGCUCAGGACGCCCACCCCCGAGCCCAGGACGACGCCAACCCCUGAGCCCAGGACCCCCGAGCUCUGGACCCCGACCCCCGGGCUCAAGGCCCCCACCCCCGAGCCCAGGACGCCAACCCCUGAGCCCAGGACACCCGAGCCCAGGACGCCAACCCCUGAGCCUAUGACCCCAACCUCCGAGCUCAGGACACCCGAACCCAGGACGCCUGAUCCCCAGCUCAGCAACCUCGAGCUCGGCACCCCCGAGAUCGGCACCCCCGAGAUCGGCACCCCCGAGCUCAUCACCCUCGAGCUCAGCACCCUCGAGCUCGACAGCCUCGAGCUCAGCACCCCCGCUUCCAGGACCUCCGCGACCAGGACCUCCGGGCCCAAGACCCCCAAGUCCAAGACCCCUGUGCUGAAGACUCAUCUCGGUCUGGGGAUCGACGAGCCCAAGACCUCCGAGCCUGGCAAAACCUCCGAGGCCCCACGCUACCCCAAGCGGGCUGGGAGCCGGAAGACCUACAAGGAGCUAGAGCUACAGGACGACGACUUCCUCUUCUGCGAUGACUGCCAGAAGGACUGGGACGGCGACUGCCCGUAUCACGGACCGCUGCUGGUCAUUGCGGACACCGAGGUCCCCUUCGGCCACCCGGAGCGAGCGCUGCUCACGGCGCCGAACCAGCUCGCGGUGGAGCUCAGCAAGGUCCCCGGCGAGUCGCGGGGCGUCUGGACCUGGGAGGCGGUGCCCAGGAGGGCGCGCUUCGGGCCGUUCGAGGGCGACAGCUUCGACGACCUGCCUCCCCCCACCAAGAUACGCCGCCUGGCGGCCAUGAACAUGCCCUCGUCCAACUGGAUGAGGUUCGUCAACUACGCGGACCGGCCCGAGGACGGCAACCUGGUGGCGUUUCGGCUCAAGGGCCGCCUGUACUACCGGACGGUGCGCGACAUCCCCGCCAGCAAGGAGCUGCUCCUGUGCGGCGGGCCGUCCAGGGGCCUCCGCGGCGUCAACCUGCCCCUCCCACCCGCGCGGCCCGGGACUCGACGAGGGACGAGCACGCCGACGGCGAGCACCCUCACGGCGAGCACCUUCCCCUGCAAGAAGUGCGACCUUUGCUUCGGCACCCCCCUACUCCUCGGGCAGCAUCGACUCAGGUGCUCGGUCGAGCUCAGUCGGCGUCGCGCUGGUGGCGGUGGCUCCUUGGUCAGCGGUGGGCCGAGGAUAAAAGAAGAGCAGCCACUGGAGGAAGAGUGGCCGCAGGCAGAUUACGUAGUAGAUGUAAAAGAAGAGCUGCUGGAGGUGGAGGAGCUGCUGCAAGGAGAAGAGCUGCAACCGGUGAAGGAAGAGCCGCAACAGGUGGAAGAAGACCUGCCACCGAUGGAAGAAGGCCUGCCACAGGUGAUGGAAGAGCUGCCACUGGCGAAGGAAAAGCGGCGAGAAGACGAAGAGGGACCAAAUCGACAAGAAGAGCUGCCGCUGGGAAAUGACGUAGAGUGCGAGGCUGAAGAGGGGCCACGGCGAGAAGAAGAGCUGCCGAGGGGAAAUAAGGAAAUCUGUGAGGCUGAAGAGGGGUCUCAUCGACGAGACGAAGAGCUGCCGCGCGGAAAGGAAAAAGAGUGUGAGGCCGAAAAGGGACCACAUCGACGAGAAGAAGAGCUGCUGCGGGGAAAUGAGAAAAAGUGUGAGGCUGAAGAGGGACCACAUCGACGAGAAGAAGAGCUGCCGCAGGGAAAUGAGAAAAAGUGUGAGGCUGAAGAGGGGCCACAUCGACGAGAAGUAGAGCUGCUGCAGGGAAAGGACAAGGUGUGCGAGGCUGAACCGGGGACACGGCGAGGAGAAGAGGUGCCGCGGGGAGAUGAGAAAAAGUGUGAGGCUGAAGAGGGGCCUCACCGACGAGACGAAGAGCUGCCGCAGGGAAAGUGCAAGGCUGGAGCGGGGACUCGGCGAGGAGAAGAAGAGCUGCCGCGGGGAAAUGAGAAAAAGUGUGAGGCUGAAGAGGG